UUUCUGUCUGCGUUGGACAGAUGGACUGUCUCUCUCUUUUGUAUCUUCUGACAAAGCAACUUCACCCUCUCUUUUUUAUUCUCUCUGCAAAUCUCUCCUCUCCCUCCAUAGCUCAUCUUGUAUAUUACUCACCUAGCUAGCUUGUAUAUAGUGGGAUCUUCUUUUAGUAAGUUGAUUAAUAGGAGGAAAUUAAUGGCGUCGUCGAGAGGUCGAAGCAGGAAGCAGCAGCAGCAAAUGUACUGGUGUGCGCAGCCUUUGACCCCUCUAAUGGAGGGACCGGAUAUGGAAAUGCAAGAUCAUGAUGAAGGUGGAAUAUUUAGCAAAAAAGAUAGUUCAUGGGAAGUCAUUCGAGAAUGGUUCCGGUUGCAGAGAAUCAAUAGCAGCAGCUUCUCUUCUUCUUCUUCUUCUUCUUCAUCAAUGUCAGUGUCGAUGUCAAUGUACGGUACAGCUACUAUUCCGGCCAAGAGACAAGAUUUGAGACUUUUGCUCGGCGUGUUGGCUUGCCCCCUCGCUCCAAUUCCUUUAGUACUACUGGAAAACUCCAUUAAUCGCCCUCCUCUUCACAUCAAAGACAUACCAAUUGAGAGGUCUACGGCGCAUUACAUAAUACAGCAGUACUUGGCAGCAAGUGGAUGUUUGAAGCAGCAGCAGCAGGAGGACAUGGAAAAAGCAGGAGGAGGAGGAGGUAGAAAUAGAAAGAAGAACAUGUACAGUAGCGGCAUGGUGAAGAUGAUUUGCUGUGAAACAGAGAUCUCGUGUGGAAAGAGCGUGAAGAGCUUGGGGACAAGGAGCGGAGAGAAUGGUUGCUUCGUGCUUUGGCAAAUGUCUCCGGACAUGUGGUCGCUGGAGCUGGUUGUUGGUGGACAUAAGGUCAUCGCAGGGAGUGAUGGCAAGAUCGUCUGGCGACAUACUCCUUGGCUUGGCACUCAUGCUGCUAAAGGACCCCAACGUCCCCUCCGACGCAUCAUUCAGGGGUUAGAUCCAAAAAGCACAGCAAGGCUAUUCGCGAAAGCUCAAUGUUUAGGGGAGAAAAGAAUAGGCGACGAGGAUUGCUUCGUGUUGAAAGUGGCAGCAGAUCGUGCGGCUGUGAUGGAACGAAACGAAGGUCCAGCGGAAGUGAUAAGGCACGUGUUGUAUGGCUACUUCAGCCAAAAGAAUGGGCUCCUCAUCUACAUGGAGGACUCUCACCUCACCAGAGUUCAAUCGCAAUCCCCGGGGAAUGAUACGGUGUAUUGGGAGACCACCAUCGGUAGUAGUAUCGCAGACUACAGAGACGUCGAUGGCGUCCUCAUCGCUCACCAAGGGAGGACCAUCGCCACCGUUUUCCGCUUCGGCGAGGUGUCCGUACAACACAGUAGAACCAGAAUGGAAGAAGUAUGGAGGAUCGACGACGUCGUCUUUGACGUCCCGGGCCUCUCCAUCGACUCCUUUAUCCCUCCCGCUGACAUCUAUCUCUGAAUAUUAUUCCAACCCGUCCAUCAUUUUGCUUUUCUUUCCUUAAAAAGUAAUAUAUAUAUAUAUAUAUAUAUAGUCUUCUUAAUUACCAAAUUAUAUAAUCAUUUUCUAACCAUAUAUAUAUAAAUAAUAAUAAUUACUUUUGUAGCUACUUCAUUAAUUGCAUUGGUGGUACGUACAUUAAUUAAUGGUGUAUUAAUUUUGUUGGGAUAUUCACUUAGUUAAUUUGCACCUGAUUAUCAUCCAUUAAGGAUGGCACUUUCUUGCAUGGGAUGGAAAUAAUCUAUAUAUAUAUAUAUAUAUAUAUAUAUAUAUAUAUAGGAGUGCUUGGUUAUAUGUACUCAUUUGGGUAGGAGCCUAGGAGUGCUUGAUUCUAAGGGCAAUGGAUCAAUUUUAUGUAAAAAGGUUAUACAUAUAUAUAUAUGUGUGUGUGUGUGUGUGUAAAAAUGAGUCAUUAAAAUAUUGGAAUAUCAGAAGACUUCUCUA
This is a messenger RNA of Cornus florida, 1941 nucleotides long. RefSeq lists its product as uncharacterized. Bases 193 to 1458 code for a protein of 421 amino acids. The record is from RefSeq and is a predicted model, not a curated record. Lineage: Eukaryota; Viridiplantae; Streptophyta; Magnoliopsida; Cornales; Cornaceae. The transcript is spliced from 3 exons.